GCGCCCCGUCCGCUCAAAGCGGCCGCGCUGCGUUACCGCGGCAACUGCUGGGGGACAGGAGGCCGCGCUUCCGCUCCUCACAUACGGAACAAAGGUGGCGGGAACAGAGCGCGUGACCCCAUUUCCCUGUGGGAUUUUCUGCCCCGAUGGCGAGAGAUGAGCGGGCAACACUGCUGGAGGUGCACCAGGCGCUCUCGGAAGAACAAUUCCAGAACCUGAAGUACCUUCUGGGAAGCAAAAUUCCUGCCGGGCUUGUGCUCCAGGCAUCGCGCCCUGAGUUGUGCCAGAUCCUCCUCCAGCGCUUCCCGGGGAAUUCCCUGCGUGAGAUCGCCAGGAUCCUGCAGCAGAUUGGCCGCCCCGACCUCAUCCAGCGCUUCCAGCUGCCCCUGGAAGAGCAAAUCCCAGAGGAAAACCCCAGGGAACCUAAUAGGGACACCUCCAACGGGACCGGGGAUCCCACUUCAGGACAGCAUCCUGGAGGGAUUCCAGCUCCAUCCGUGAAUCCCCGACGCUUGACAGAGAAGGAUUUGAUGAGAGUCGCCAAAAGAUUGGGAAAAGAGUGGCAGGAAGUGGGAAUUCUGCAUCUAGGGCUGGAGCAGAGCCGGCUGGACCAGAUCCAGGAGGAAUAUCCAAACAAUUUCACUAUGAGGAGUUUCGAGAUGCUGCGGGAUUGGCAGCGGCGUCAGCGAGAGGAAGCCACGGCAUCCCAGCUCCUAGCCUGCCUUGAGGAGGCCCACCUUGAUCCCGAAAUCCUCAACUUCCUCCGGAGCCUCCAGGGGAAUUGAGGGACCCCCAAACCCCCUUCCUGGGGGAGGGGAGUGUGAUAUCAAAUUCAUAUAAAAUUGAGACCAUUAAAUGCUCUUUUAUUCCAUGAGUGCUGAGUUUUAGGAUCAAGUGCCGCGAACAUCCAUCUUUACUCCUGAUUUAAAGAUCCCAGAACGAAGUCCAGGCUCUGCUCCACUUCCUCAGGGAUGGACACAGCAGGUUUUGCAGUACUUUCCCAAGAGUUUUUUGCCUGCUAACAGAUCCUCUUCCCUACAAAUUCCAGCCCCUGGAGCUUCAAGAAGCCAUGGCAAUGUCAGGAGAGUCACAAGGCCACUGCAUGCUGAUCCCAGAAUCCACAACCUCCUCUGGAGCUUCCAGGGGAAUUAUGGGACCCCCUACACCCCAAACCCUAUUUUGAGGGUGGGGUUAUAUCAAGUUAUUAUCAGAUCAAGACCAUUAAAUGGAGUUUUAUUCCA
Messenger RNA from Melospiza melodia melodia, 1241 nucleotides. RefSeq lists its product as uncharacterized. Gene Ontology annotation, molecular function: protein binding. Lineage: Eukaryota; Metazoa; Chordata; Aves; Passeriformes; Passerellidae. The coding region runs from base 147 to 785 and encodes 212 amino acids. Gene Ontology annotation, biological process: regulation of apoptotic process; signal transduction. The transcript is spliced from 2 exons. The record is from RefSeq and is a predicted model, not a curated record.